Messenger RNA from Odobenus rosmarus divergens (Pacific walrus), 3155 nucleotides. RefSeq names its product CTTNBP2 N-terminal like (gene CTTNBP2NL). Lineage: Eukaryota; Metazoa; Chordata; Mammalia; Carnivora; Odobenidae. The coding region runs from base 140 to 2047 and encodes 635 amino acids. The record is from RefSeq and is a predicted model, not a curated record. The transcript has 5 exons.
AGCAUUGGACACUUACUUUCCCACCAUGCUGAUGGCAUUUUAAAUAUAUUUGUCAAUUUUCCCAAAUUUUAACUGAAGAAGACCUUAAGAAUUUAUACUCAAGGACGAAAGUGUGACUGCCAAUUAUCAGGCUUUCAGGAUGAAUCUGGAAAAACUCAGCAAGCCUGAACUCCUAACACUAUUCAGUAUUCUUGAAGGAGAGCUUGAAGCAAGGGACCUCGUGAUAGAGGCUUUAAAGGCCCAACACAGAGAUACUUUCAUUGAAGAACGCUAUGGAAAAUACAACAUCAGUGAUCCUUUAAUGGCUCUACAGAGAGACUUCGAGACACUGAAGGAGAAGAAUGAUGGCGAAAAGCAGCCAGUCUGCACAAACCCACUCUCUGUCCUUAAGGUGGUGAUGAAGCAGUGUAAGAGCAUGCAGGAGCGCAUGCUGUCGCAGCUGGCUGCCGCUGAGAGCAGGCACCGCAAAGUGAUCCUAGACCUUGAGGAAGAAAGGCAGAGGCAUGCGCAGGACACAGCUGAAGGAGAUGAUGUCACCUACAUGCUGGAGAAAGAGAGAGAGCGGCUGACUCAGCAGCUGGAAUUUGAGAAGUCCCAGGUGAAGAAGUUUGAGAAAGAGCAGAAGAAGCUGUCGAGUCAGCUGGAGGAGGAGCGCUGCCGUCACAAGCAGCUGUCGUCCAUGCUGGCGCUCGAGUGCAGGAAGGCCACCGGCAAGGCGGCCGAGGAGGGGCAGAAGGCCGGCGAGCUGAGCCUGAAGCUGGAGAAGGAGAAGAGCCGCGCGAGUAAGCUGGAGGAGGAACUGGCGGCCGAGAGGAGGCGGGGCUUGCAGACGGAGGCCCAGGUGGAGAAGCAGCUGUCCGAGUUCGACAUCGAGCGAGAACAACUGAGGGCAAAACUGAACCGAGAAGAGAACCGGACCAAAACUCUGAAAGAAGAGAUGGAAAGUCUGAAGAAGAUAGUGAAGGCUCUGGAGGCUUCUCACCUGCACAGUAGCCCUCCUGAGCAAGCGAGGAGGCCGGUGACCGUGUCGAAAGGCACGGUGACUGAGCCUCCCGUGCUGGUGUCUGUGUUCUGCCAAACGGAGAGAAGCCAGGGCAGCAGCGCAGCCAAGGUGACCGCCGCCGCCGGGCCGCCUGGUCCCGCCACUCCUACUUACUCGUGCGCAAAAACCAACGGCCAUUUGGAGCCAGAGGGACAGACCACCAAGGAGCUGGUGGUAGGCAGCAGCGGGGAAAACCAAGUGCCUCCACGAGAGAGGCCUGUGGGGUCGGCCCAAGAGAAAGCAGUGGAGAACGGCGGGUGUCCUGUGGGAAUUGAGACUCCUGGCCCAGCACCUGCUCACCUCCCGUCCAGUGGGGGCUCCCUGUCUCCCAGCAGCACGGCCUCCUCCUCCCUCACAUCCUCUCCUUGCUCCUCCCCAGUGCUAACUAAGCGCCUGCUGGGGUCCUCAGCCAGCAGCCCCGGCUACCAGUCAUCCUACCAAGUAGGGAUCAACCAGCGGUUCCAGGCGGCUCGGCACAAAUUUCAGUCCCAGGCGGAUCAGGACCAGCAGGCCAGUGGUGUGCAGAGCCCCCCAUCCAGGGACCUGUCGCCCACCCUCAUAGACAACUCUGCCGCCAAGCAGCUGGCCCGCAACACCGUCACUCAGGUGCUCUCCAGAUUCACUAGCCAGCAAGGGCCGAUCAAGCCUGUCUCCCCCAACAGCUCUCCCUUCGGCACAGACUAUCGGAAUCUGGCCAACACUGCCAGCCCGAGAGGCGACGCCAGCCAUUCCCCCACUCCAGGGAAAGUGUCCAGUCCGCUGAGCCCUCUGUCUCCAGGGAUCAAGUCCCCCACCAUCCCCAGGGCUGAGAGAGGAAACCCUCCACCCAUCCCGCCCAAAAAACCUGGCCUCACCCCUUCUCCAUCCACCACCACUCCACUGACCAAAACUCAUUCCCAGGCCUCCUCUUUGGCCACCACGGAAGACCUAGCCGUCAGCUGCUCCUCCACGGCUGUCGUGGCUAACGGCAAGGACGUGGAGAUACUCCUGCCUACCAGCAGCUAGUCCCUCGCGGGAGUCUCCACGGCUGACAUUCCACCAGAUUUCGUCCAAGAGCUCAGAGUCCAACUGUUGAGUCAGAUCAUGUUAUUUAUUUUGACAGUAGCUGAAACCAUCUGUAGAGUCCAUUUAGUGUAUUUCGCCUUUUUGUAUUUUUUUUUUUUUUAAGUAGAAACUGAGUCGUUUGGAUUUUUAUGCCUCACACCUUUGUACUAAAGCAGGAAGGGCACCUCAAAGACGUCUCAAGCUCAGCAGUCACCAUCUCGUUGUGAUGGAGAAAGCUAACUGAGGACCAGGUGGUGAUUUGCUGUCUAUUUUGGGACUGGAAUCGCUCAACACUCAUUGUGAAUUAUGCAGAAGUGGUUCGUGCAGAUUGUUAUUCCAGAUGAACAUGUCUCAAAAGUGCCUGAAAUAAGACUGCCAUGCGAAUGUGAUUCUGCAGCGAAAACACAAAAUGGAUCAUCUAAUUGCAGAAAAUGAGAUCCUCCGUGAAUCCUGAAUGUUAAAAAACAACACUGCUUUUAAACCUCUUUUACUGUUUUUAAUAUAAGCUUUGGGUUCAGAAACAAGGCUGCAUCAGGAGAAGGGGAAUCCGGAAGGUGGGUGUGACCUCGCCACGGAGCUGAGCUUUAUAGAGCCCUUGAGAAGCCCUCCCGGGCAGGAGGCAACAAAGGUGCUGAUUUUCGCAUACUUCUAAAAAAUUAAGUCACUCCCAGUUACCCUCAGCAGCCCUUGAAUAGAAUGAAAUCUCAUCUCCAUUCAAAAAAUGUCUUCAAGCAUCUACUGUUGUAUAAGGAACUUCUGAUUCCAAUUGCUAUUACUUGAAUAGGAAAUGGUUACUCGUUCUGUAUAAAAAGUUUUGCAACAGGAUGAGAUCUUUAUUAUGUAAUCAAAAAGCAAUAACUUAAAGUUCAUUGUCUCUGUAAUAUUAUAAGUCAGAAUUAUACAGGUUUUACCAAACUGUUACACUUACUCUCGGAGCUGCCAGCACUUGGUGUAUCUGUGCAACCAAAUUAACUUUUCCCUAAAUGGAAGUAUACAUAGAUCUGUAUAGAUACACAGCCCUUUGUGCGUCUGACAUACACACACUUAAACACAUAAAUAUUAGUGUGAU